AUGCCCCUUCGCUCCACGUGUGGUCAUCGUUGCCAUACAUACGCCGGGGGAGGGGGGAGGGACUGCGUCUUCGUCUGCUUUUGUUCCGCAGCGCUCGGACCCGCCUGCGGAUCAACGUCCUCAAAUGACUGGCUCGUUGGUGGUGGCCUUUUACCUUUCCUUCUCUCGUUUUUUGGUAUUCCUUUCUUGCGCUUUUUUUUUUUUGGUACUUCUUUAAGUUUCUUCUUCUGGUUUUUACUCCUUCAGCCUUUCUUCUCUCCUUCCUUUGCUGGAUUCUGGCACUCACGCUCUGGUUCUCCUCAACUUCUACUCGAAAGUUGUACUUUUUUUUGA
Leptomonas pyrrhocoris is the source of this 333-nucleotide messenger RNA. RefSeq lists its product as hypothetical. The record is from RefSeq and is a predicted model, not a curated record. The transcript has a single exon. NCBI's taxonomy places the organism in Eukaryota, Euglenozoa, Kinetoplastea, Trypanosomatida, Trypanosomatidae. Bases 1 to 333 code for a protein of 110 amino acids.